Symbiodinium necroappetens is the source of this 982-nucleotide messenger RNA. Lineage: Eukaryota; Dinophyceae; Suessiales; Symbiodiniaceae. The record is from the annotation of a GenBank genome assembly.
GUCUAACCAGCCCAUCGAGAUCGCAGUGGGCACCCUCAAAGCCAUAGCGUCUGGAUGCGAGUUUGUCACUGAAUCGGACGGAACGUUGACCAGGAGUCACAUCCCCGCAGACGGCAUUAUCUCGGCCGUUGACGACCUUCCCCUGUAUGUCGCCGCAGCAUCAGCAGCAACCCUCACCGGUGAGCCUGAUCGCAGUUUCCGUGCCAAGCGCGACUAUGAAAAGGCGGCAAGCUCCUCCAGCAGGCCAAUAGCGGCGAAAGCAAAGGCGCUGCCCAAACACAAGGCAAAUGCCAAGGUGAAACCAACGGCGGCUCCCGUGAUGGCAGAUGUUGCCAUGGACAAGGACACUGCCGCCCGCGAGGGUAAGCCUUCAUCAGCUGUUGAUCCGGAAAGCGACACGACAGAUGCUGGUGACGAGGCCUCAUCACCGCUGACUUUUGUCACCUUCAUCAAUGCACAAACGAAAGAGCACGGACAAAUGAGCGACGAAGCUCCAUCUCACAUCCGUGUCAGCUCGUCCCAGAUCCAGGGCGCAUUGAAGAACAGCGACACCUACAUGCAGGUUCUCACUACACUGCCACAGAAUCGGGUGCGCCUCCGGGCAAGCUGGUCUUUUAUGGCUCGCAAAAUCCUCACAUUCGAUGGGGAGAUGCGCCUCAAUGGCACAACAGUGGAGCUCAUCGAGGAAAUUGGCCAUAUCGUCGACGACAGUCUACGCAGUCCUGCGUUGCAGUCAGCAGCUACUGAACGGUUGGCAAAGCAGUAUAUCGCCAAGUUGCAGCACGAAACAGAGGCACUUCAAAGGGGUCGCCCGCUGCUGCUGCCGCCCCGCUUUAUCGUGGGUACACUCAGGCCCAAUGGGACGAGUGGAACCGUUCUCAUGGUCAGCAACGCGGCCGGUAUUAGCAAGCCGAGUGGGAUGAGUGGAACCGCUCCCGCCGGCAUUGAUUGUCGUGCUGCGCUUUCGAAUCUAGUUGCGUAA